GUAGUGCUACUGUAGCUUUAUUCUAGAUUUUGAUUAAGUGUGUGUAUUCGAGAAGAUUCGCGAGCAGCAUUUGUUUUAUGUAGAGUUUCUUCGUGGUUUUAGCCUGGAAUUAUUCUGAUUGUGUGACAUUAUCGCAGUCAUGGUUGAUUACAGCAAGUGGAAAGCUAUUGAGGUAUCAGAUGAUGAAGAUGAAACUCAUCCUAAUAUUGAUACAGCGAGCUUGUUUAGAUGGCGUCAUCAAGCAAGAAUGGAACGUAUGGCUGAACUCGAGAAAGAAAAAGCUGCUUAUGAAGCAAAGAAACAAGAAAGUCAAAGAAAACUUUCUGAAGCUAAGAAAAAACUGUUGGAAAGCCAAAAAGAGGAUGCAAUGAAUCUAGAAGAACUGAAAAAAGUGGUAUCUGAUCUUGAAGAAAUGGACAAAAAAAUUAAAAAGGAAGGAGAAGAACUUUCCAAAAAAGAGAGGCUCAUGCCUUGGAAUGUUGAUACCAUUAGCAAGGAUGGGUUUACUAAAACUAAAAGAUAUGUAAAGGAGAAUGAAUCACUACUGAAGAAAUAUGGAAUGCUUCAGAAAUAUGAUGACAGUAAGCGUUUUCUCCAAGAACAUCCACAUCUGGCAUGUGAAGAUACUGCUAAUUAUCUUGUCAUUUGGUGUAUUAAUCUAGAAGUUGAAGAGAAACAUCAGUUAAUGGAACAUGUGGCUCAUCAGUGCAUCUGUAUGCAAUACUUGCUGGAGUUAGCCAAGCAAUUGGAUGUGGACCCACGAGCCUGCAUCUCCUCUUUCUUUUCCAGAAUCCAGAUGGCUGACAGAGAGUAUAAAGAUAGUUUUGAUGAUGAAUUAAGGGCUUUUAAAGAACGUAUCAAGAAACGUGCCCAAAAACAGAUUGAAGAUGCAGUGAAAGAAGUGGAAGAGGAAGAGAGACAAAAAAGAUUAGGACCUGGAGGUCUUGACCCAGUUGAGGUACUUGAGUCUUUGCCAGAGUCUUUAAGGAAGUGCUUUGAAACCCAGGAUAUUCCAAUGCUUCAGCAGGUAAUUACUCAGAUACCUGAAGAAGAGGCACGAUAUCACAUGAAGCGUUGUAUUGACUCGGGACUGUGGAUUCCUGAUGCUAAAGCUGCUGAAGAAAGUAAAGAUGCCUCUGAUGUAAAGCCAAGUUAAUAAAACCCAACAGCCUUUGAUACAUAAACAGUAGUAUGUCUGUUUACCUAAGAAAUAGUGGUAAUAAUCUCUCAAGAUCUGUGAAUUCUUGGUUUUAGAGAAUAUUUUUGUCUGCUUAAUAAAAGCACUGUUUGCUGUAUGUAUCCAAAUCUUGAUUGAAAAAUGGUUUGAAGUUAACUGCCUGCUUUUACAGAAACUAAUGUGAUAUUUUCCAGAAAAUUAAUGCUGUAAUAACACAACCUUCUGUUGAAAAAGUUUUUUCAUACCAGUAUCAUUUAAAAAUAGUUGUCUUGUGCUUUUUAUUUCUAAUUAUUCUUACCCUACAAAUAUUUUGUAUAAUAAAAAUUCAAGUUCUAGUAACCUUUAAACAAUAUAAAUGGUACUAUUGCAAGAAUUGUGAAGUUUUCUGAUAGGAAGUGUUUAAAAUAGUUGUCUGGAUAUUAAAUAAAUUCUGUAUCAUUUCA
Limulus polyphemus (Atlantic horseshoe crab) is the source of this 1620-nucleotide messenger RNA. RefSeq names its product hsp90 co-chaperone Cdc37-like (gene Cdc37). The record is from RefSeq and is a predicted model, not a curated record. Gene Ontology annotation, cellular component: cytoplasm. Gene Ontology annotation, biological process: protein folding; protein stabilization. NCBI's taxonomy places the organism in Eukaryota, Metazoa, Arthropoda, Merostomata, Xiphosura, Limulidae. The transcript has 9 exons. Gene Ontology annotation, molecular function: protein-folding chaperone binding; protein kinase binding; heat shock protein binding. Bases 140 to 1156 code for a protein of 338 amino acids.